AUGAAAAAGUGGAAGAAAAAAAGUGCACAAGUGCUCAUAGUGGCAGCGAUAAUAUCAGUUAUAAGUGCCGCACCUCAAAAACCAUCAACUUUUGAUAGCAGCUAUAGAUUGCCGAAAUAUGUUGUUCCUCUAUCUUAUGAAUUGUCUAUAAAAUCGGAAGUUCAUUUAGAAGGCAAUACAACAUUUGAAGGAACUGUAAAAAUUGAAGUGAAUGUCACUGAAGAUACUAAUCUUGUGAUACUACACAGUAGUGGGCUAGCUAUCAGACAGAUUAGCAUUUUUAAUACAAAUGAAACAAAUAUUAAUCAAACUCAUACGUUUGACAUCGAAAGAGAUUUUUUGAAAAUUCACUCCUCUGAUCAACUUCUGAACGACUUCACAUAUUUCCUAGAAAUCAGCUUUAGUGGCAAUCUAAGAACAACAACCACAAGUGGAUUUUAUAGAUCCCAAUAUCAAGUUAAUGGUGAAAUUUCGCCGAGAUAUUUAGCGGCAACACAGUUGAAGCCUACACAAGCCCGUGAAGCUUUUCCCUGUUUUGAUGAGCCUGAAUAUAAGGUGACAUUCAAAAUAAGCAUUACUCAUGGAUCAGAUUAUCAUGCUUUAUCGCAUACAGUUGGCAAUAAAGUAGUCAUAGGCGACGGAUUAUCAAUCACAACGUUUAGUGAAACCCCAAAGAUUCCAAUAUAUUCAGUUGCUUUUGUUAUAUCUGAUUUGGGAUUUUAUGAACAACCAGAAGGAAAAAGGAAGUACCGAGUUUAUGCUAGAAAGGAACAUUUAGACAAAGAAUAUACAUUACAGCCACUGUUAUAUUCAAUCAACUUCCUUGAAACUUUAGAAGCUAAAUUCUCAUUCAACUAUAGUGAAAUAAUUGGAAAAGCAGAUAGCGUAGCACUUCCAGAUCACGUUAGUGCUAUUGAGAAUUGGGGUGUUAGUUUGUAUAAAGAACAAUUCUUUGUUUUAGAAGAUCAGCCACAUCCUCAAGAUUUGUUGAAUCUCAUUGGAACAAUUGCUCAUUCAACAGCGCAUCAAUUUUUCGGCAAUGCGGUAACAUGUAAAUGGUGGGAUCAAAUCUGGCUUAACGAAGGAUUUGCAACAUGGCUUGAACAUAAACUUCCAGAAAUUUCAAGUAUGACAAAUACUUUGAGAUUUGAUGACUUCUUCAAUAUUCGUAAAACACAUGUUGUUUUUCGAAUGGAUUCAUUAGAAUCAACACGACCAAUUGCAUCUGAUGGCAACACUCCUUCUGAAAUAAUGGGAUUGCUUGAUGAAAUCAACUAUGAUAAACCUGCUGCAAUUUUAAGAAUGUUUUUAAAUUUAAUCGGUGAAGAUCAAUGGACUGACGCAAUUUCCAAAUAUUUAAAUACAUACGAAUAUGAUUCAGUAACUUCUGAAGACUUGCUCACAAUAAUUGAAGACUUUGUUCCUGCAUCUCUAAACAUCAACUUUAAGCAAGCAUUCCGCACUUGGGAAUUAAACAAAGGAUAUCCAAUGAUUACAGUCAACUUUAAUGCUACUAAUAAAGAGUUCCUUGUUACACAAAAGCGUUAUUUGUCGUCAACUGGAGAAGUUCCACAAGAAGAUCCAUCUACUUGGUUUAUUCCAUUAAGUUACACGACUGGAGCUAACCCAAACUUUGAAAACAAAAUGUUUACUGAUUAUUUUGAUGAUGGAACUGCUCAAAAAACAAUUUCUACAGAAAUUAUCACAGAUUUUAAUGAAACUCAAUGGUUCAUCUUUAACAUCCAGCAACUCGGCUACUAUCGAGUCAAUUAUGAUGAAAGUAACUGGAACAAAAUCAUUCAAAUCCUAAAUAGCAAAAAUUUUGAUCAAAUUCAUGUCCUUAAUCGUGCACAGCUUAUUGAUGAUGCAAUGACUUUUGCAUUCGAUGGUGUUAUUUCUUAUGACAUUGCAUUAGGCAUUGUGAGUUAUUUAAGACGCGAGACUGACUACAUUCCUUGGUACACAGCAAUGGUCGCAUUUGAUAAACUUGAUUAUAUUCUUAAAGGAAGUGAAUUUUAUGAAGAUUUCCAGAAAUUUGUAAAGUUUUUAGUAAGACGAUUGUAUAAUAAGUAUGACUUAAAAGAAAUCAAUAAUCUUACUCCUUCUGAACAAUUAUCAGCUGAACUUGCUAUUGAUUUGAUGUGCCGAUUUGGUGACGAAAAAUGCCUGACAAAUGCAUACACGAAUAUGAAAUCUAGAAAUAUGCUCAAACCUUUGGAGAUCACUUUUAUUUGUAAUGGAAUGAAAGGAACCGACCUAGAUGAAGAAUACAAACAUUUAUUUGAUAGAAUGGAUAGAUCCAUUCUCCACACUGAAAGAUUGAGAAUCAUGUAUGGACUUCUGUGCUCAAAUGAUCAUGAAAUAUUGAAGAAAUUUAUCCUUACUGCUAUUGAUGGUCAGACAUUCUAUAGGGAACAAGAGAUCUACACAGUUCUUGAAGGUGCUUUGCAAAAAAGUUCAGUUGGGUUGGAAGUUCUGGGAGAAAUUAUCGAGGAAAGUUUUGACAAAAUUAUUGAACGCACUGAUGCUGGGUUUAUCGAUGGAAUGCUAGUAGGUGCUUCAAGUCGCAUCUCAACAGAAAAAGAUGAAAAAUUGAUCAUGGAUCUUUUGGCUAGACUAGAAAAUAAAGCUAAAGCCUUUAACCAAGGAACAAAAGAUAAAAUCGUUAAAAACAUUAAGUUCAAUAAGGAUUGGAUAGCAAGUCCUAUGGCUAAUACAGCAUCUAUUUACAUCUACAAUGUUCUGAAAUCCAUAGAUGAUUUUGAAAAUAUGUUGAGACUUCCCAAAAUCGCAAGACCUGAACAUUAUAGUAUUUAUCUUGAUGUCAGCAACAUUGAUACUGGAGCCCUUCCAUAUACUGCAGAAGUUAAGAUUGAUGUCCAAAUUGAAGAAAGAAUUGACAGAAUUAUUCUUCAUUCAAAAGAUCAUAAAAUUGAUGAAAUUACUGUCACAAAUAAAAUCUCAAUGCAGACUAUUCAAAUGCUUGACUUCCAUCAAAACCAUGAUGUCGAUACAUUGGCCAUUUACUUUGUUGACUUCCUUGAAGUAGACACUUCCAUUGAAGUCAACAUCAAAUAUUCUGCAAAUUUACAAACGAUAACUGAUGGAUUCUACAGAGAUUCUUAUAUAGAAUUUGAUGAAAAUCAAUCUCCGAAGACAAAAUACUUGGCAACAACUCAAUUCCAAGCUGUUGAAGCUCGACGGGCUUUCCCAUGCUUUGAUGAACCUGAGUUUAGAACCGAAUUUGAUGUAACUAUCCGCCAUCCAUCGACAUACAAUGCAGUUUCCAAUGCUCCAGUAAAUAAGACAAUGGCUAAUGACGACGGAACAACAGACACAAUUUUCAACCCAACAGCCAAGAUGAGCACAUAUCUAUUAGCAUUUUUAGUAUCUGACUUCAAAUAUCUUUCAAAUAAUAAUAGAAGACUUGAAGGAGAAGCACUUCAAAGCAUUUACACAAGACCAGGAAAGGAGCAAAAUGCAAAAUAUGGAUUAGAAAAUUCUGUAAAGGUUUUGAAUGAACUCGAAAAGUUUGCAGGAAUGAAUUUCAGUUUACCAAAACUUGACUCUGGCGCUGUUCCUGGAAAAAGUGGUGGCAUGGAAAAUUGGGGCUUGAUUAUAUAUCGUGAGGAAGCUCUAGUUUACGAAGAUGAGGAGGAAGAAAUUGCACAUGACUUGAAACAGAGAGGAGUCCGACUCAUUGCUCAUGAAGUGGCACAUAUGUUCUUUGGAGAUUUGGUGACAGCAAAAUGGUGGAAUUAUUUAUGGCUCAAUGAAGGAUUCGCCACAUUCAUGGCAUACUACUUAACAGAUCAGAUCUAUCCAGAAUGGAAGAUGAAUGAAUUUUAUCAAAGGAACGUCAUGUUAUACUAUGCAUUCCGAACUGAUGCAUCUGAGAACACCCACUCGAUGUCAGCAGAUUUGAACACAGUUGAAGAAAUCAAUAACUCUUUUGAUGAUAUCACAUACGAUAAAGCAGGUUGUGUGUUGAGGAUGUUGAACCAUACAGUAGGCGACUUAAUUUUCAAGGAUGCAAUUAACAGAUAUCUCACCAAAAAUCAGUAUGGAUCAGUUACAUCAGAUGAUCUUAUUGAUGCAUUCCAAGAAGUACUAGACAAAAAACCACUUCCUUAUGACUUCAAACGCAUCUUCAGAACUUGGGAAAUGCAAGAAGGAUUCCCACUCGUCAGUGUCCAUUUCAAUCAUACUGAUUCGACAUUCCAUCUGACUCAGGAACGAUUCUUCAACAAUAAAUCGAGGAACGUCGAUGAUACAAGUAGCUGGUACAUACCACUCAAUUAUGGAACUGCAUCGAACAUCGACUUUGAGGAUACAAGUCCAUCUCAAUUCUUCCCUGAUGGAGUAAACGAAUUUUCAUUCGUAGAUUCAAAUUAUGAUGGCGAGGAAUGGUUUAUCUUCAAUAAACAGCAAGUCGGAUAUUAUCGAGUCAAUUAUGAUUUAAAUAAUUGGAAUGCAUUGAUAACAGCCUUGAAUAGUGAAGAUUUUAAGAAAAUUCACAUUGCAAAUAGAGUUCAGUUGAUUGAUGAUGCCUUUAGACUUGCUACUGCUGGAUAUAUUGACAUGGAAGUUCCUUAUGAAAUUUUAAUGUAUUUAAAGAAGGAAACCGAUUAUUUUGCAUGGGAUACUGCUAUAGACUAUGUCAAUAGAUUGUUCAGUGUUUAUGGAUCGAGGAAUGAGAUACUUAAUAUAUUUUUGCUCCAUCUUUCCAAAACUUUCUACAAUCAUUAUGAGUUGUCCGACAAAGAAACAAUUCCAAAAGAAGAAGUUCCAGUUCGUUAUGAAAGACAAUUAGCUAAUGCUAUAGCUUGUAAUUCUGGAAAUCAAGAUUGUAUUAGAGAUGCAAUCAAGUUUGGUGCCAAGGAUGUAAAAGGAGAACAAAGAAUCCCACCAGGCUUGGAAGAAGAAAUUCUAUGCAACUAUUUUAGGCACACAGAGGAUCAAGAUGAAUUCAUCAAUAUUUACAACAGAAUGAACAAACUUUAUCAACCAUCGGAAUCACGAUAUAAAUCAAGACUGAUCAAUGCUUUGACUUGCACGAAGAAUUCUGAUUAUUUGUAUGCAUUCCUUGAAACUUCGCUCGGUACAAAUAGCAAUAACGUAAAUUACACUCAGUCUGAAAAACGAGCAGUCUUUAAUGGCGCACUCAAAAAUCUAAAUGGAAUGUCCACAGCCUUUAAACUUAUUCAAAAAUAUUCCAGAAACGAAUUACCAACAAGCUAUGGCUGGUCGUGGGCUGACAUUUUGAAGAAUAUUGCCAGUUCUGUCUACACUGAAUCUGACCGAUUCCGAUUCUUGGAAUAUAUUCAGAAUUUAAAUUACACAGGUUUGGUUAAAGGAGAUACUGAUGAAGCUGUUAAGGUCACAAGUCAACGUUUAAGCGAUCAGGAACUGCCACUUAACUCUAAACAGUUGAGUUUGGUUGUUAAGCUACUUGAAAGAGAAUUUGAUAUAACUACUCCUACUCCUCCUACAACAACAACAGAUUCUACAACUGCACUGUCAUCUUCAUCAACAGAAAUUCCAACAACAACUCCAGAUAGUGGAUCAACAUUAAAACUUAGUAUUUUUGCUGUCUUAUUGGCCAUUUGGAUUGGAAUAAGAGCGUAG
Messenger RNA from Chironomus riparius, 5628 nucleotides. Lineage: Eukaryota; Metazoa; Arthropoda; Insecta; Diptera; Chironomidae. The record is from the annotation of a GenBank genome assembly.